Molecule: messenger RNA, 456 nt
Organism: Ascochyta rabiei
Lineage: Eukaryota; Fungi; Ascomycota; Dothideomycetes; Pleosporales; Didymellaceae
Product: Cytosine deaminase
Exons: 2
Coding region: 1-456 (151 amino acids)
Cellular component (GO): cytoplasm; nucleus
Molecular function (GO): diaminohydroxyphosphoribosylaminopyrimidine deaminase activity
Source: RefSeq, a predicted model, not a curated record
AUGUCUGCAGAGGAUGCCGGCUUCAAAGCUGCCCUACACGAGGCUCACCAAGGCAGCAGUGAAGGCGGAGUGCCAAUCGGUGCAGCCUUGGUGUCAGCUGACGGCAAGAUACUCGGCCAGGGACACAACAUGCGUAUACAGAACAGCAGUGCCACUCUCCAUGCAGAAAUAUCCGCUCUGGAGAAUGCAGGCCGCCUCCCAGCCUCAGCUUACCAAGGUGCAACCAUGUACACCAGUCUCUCGCCGUGUGACAUGUGUACUGGCGCGUGCAUCAUGUACAAGAUUAAAAGGGUGGUUAUCGGUGAGAACAAGACGUUCGUUGGAGGUGAAGAGUAUCUGAAGAGCAAGGGCAUCGAAGUAGUGGUGCUGCAGGAUGAGGACUGCCGGGCACUGAUGAACAAGUUCAUCAACGAUAGGCCGGGAGAUUGGUACGAGGACAUUGGAGAGGGACAGUAG